CGCCUCGCCCAGUUCGCGCGCGGCGGUUUGUGUGCCAACAGUGCGGGCGGCGGAGAUCUGCAGACGCGGCCACUGCGGUGUCCACACGGUAGCGAGCGGCCGGCGAGGAGAGAAAGUGCUGCGUCUUUCGGUACCGCGCCCUCGCUUGCAAACAGCUGACCAGGAUCCUGUUCCAAGUUGACGCCAACAUCUUCUGAAUACAAAAUGCCCACUGCCAGAAGGAAAGCUGUUCUGCUGCCAUACCAUCUGCUUGUGGCUGUGGUGUUGAUUACUGUGCUGAUAUGUGAUGUCCAGCAUGCUGUAGCAGAUCCUGUCCCAGGGCCAUGCAUCAAGGAUGACCAUAUGUGUGUCAGAGAUGCUGAAUGCUGCAAUGGUUGCUGUCUGGAAGGAAAAUGUGUCAAAUACGCGGACCGGUGCUCGCCGGCGGCGAACGCCUGCUCGGUGCACGAGUGCCCGCCGGGACGCGAGUGCUACCUGCACCAGGUGCAGUGCGCCGCCGCCGACUGCCCGCCCAUCCCGGCCUGCCGGGACCCCGACUACGACGACUACGACGAGUAGUCGCUCUGCUGUGGAGGUGCUCCACAGCGUCUGUCUCAGGGAACCCGCAGCACCUAACAGCCACACUCACCCGCUUCACUUUUGCUUAACGAGACACCUGCUCGGUGGUUCAGUGUCUGGCACUCCAUGAACAAUCGUUGAUAAUUUGCGAACAU
Messenger RNA from Schistocerca cancellata (South American locust), 713 nucleotides. Its product is annotated as dickkopf-related protein 3-like. The coding region runs from base 205 to 558 and encodes 117 amino acids. NCBI's taxonomy places the organism in Eukaryota, Metazoa, Arthropoda, Insecta, Orthoptera, Acrididae. The record is from RefSeq and is a predicted model, not a curated record. The transcript is spliced from 4 exons.